UUCAAAACAAUCUGUACCGUUAAACAGUCAGGAUUACGACGCUUGGUUACAAAGCUAGUAUUCCAGUUAGAAUAAGGAAAUAAAACUUGUAUAUAUUCAUAUCAACAGCAACUAUUUCUUUCGUUGGUUUUUUUAUGGACAAAUCUACCAUUGAUUUUGGGUUCUUGGAGAGGUUGAGAAAAUCAAAGAUGUUAAAAGAUUUAGACAAUGUCGACGAUGGUGGUUCGUGGGAGAAACUGAAGAAGGAGAGUGAAGUAGGGACUGAUAAUGAAAGCCAGCGGUUAAGCAAACUAACUCUCUUGGCUUUGGAAGGGUUUACGAAUGGCUUUGUAAUGAAGAAGAAUAAGAAGAUGAUGAUCAUUGAGAAAAAGGGUAUCAAGCGUGGCUUUGGAACUGGAACUGGAAGCAAAAGUCCUUCCGUUGAAGAAAAGGAGGAUUACUUGAUCAAGAAGCAAAAGAAGCAGAAGACAAGUGAUGCCAAGAAGCAGAAGACACGCAUCGAGAAGAAGCAGAAACAGAGAAAGGGUUUCAAUCCAGUCGAAGAGCUUAGUGCAUUAGGCUUAGAACCACCUCCCGAUAUGCAUCAAGUAUUCAAGGAUCGCAUCGAGAACUUGGGUGGGACUGACAUAAAGUUGGUUAUACAGAAGUUCAUAAAGCCCACUGAUUUGAACCCAGGACACAACCGUUUGUCAAUGACAUUGAAACAAGUUAGGAAUAAGUUUUUAACUGAAGCUGAGGAGGAAAAAUUCAAGAAUAAUUGGGGGAUGGAUGUUAUAUUGAUAGAACCAUGUCUUGAGGUAUCUAAAGUACACUUGACCAAGUGGCUCAUCGGAGGGAGCUUCGCAUAUGUUUUCAAGACUCAGUGGAAUCAAAUUGUCAGGAACAAUGCUGAUACUCUCAAGCCAGACGCGGUCGUACAAAUUUGGUCGUUUCGAGUGGGACCUGAAUCACAGCUUGGUUUUGCCAUUAUCAAGGUUAAAGAAGGGAAGGCAGUCUCUGAAAUUCAUUAGAUAAGGAGUUGAAGAUUUCCGUGAAUACAAGAUUCUAAAUUGUAGAACAGCCCAAGGCUUUUUUCUUAUCAAUCUUAUUUUAUUUUUUUCUUUUACAGAUAAUGUUUCAAAUUGUAAAUGUGUUUAGAUUACUUACAAGUGAUAUUCAAUUUAAUGAUGAUGAAUUGUUAUGAUUGUUACAGUGAAAUGAAUACGUUUAGCAAAUACCAGAUAAUAGAUAUACAUUCCUCUUAGCCUCACCUGAUUUUGUCUAGUAAAUAUUACAGGUGGCUGACCCAACAUACAGAAGGCCACGGAGCAAAUAUAAAUGCAUUUGGCAAACCAUUUUCUUUUGGCACUUAGCCUCACCUGAGUCAGCCAGCACCAAGAAUAUUUGCAGAAAGAACUAUCUGUAGCAGACCAACAUGCAACUGGAUUAUCUUGAAACGAUGAAUAUUUGACAAGAAGCUAGGGUCUUGUCAUAAAGCAAUGUUCUCACAUAUGUUCCCCACCCUUUUUUUUUUUUUUGAUACAAAGCAAUAUUCUUACUGUAAUUCCUAACAUGAUAUAUAUACAAAAUUUUCAGUCACAAGAUAACUUCCAGUGAACUUCAAGAUAGAAUAUCCAUGAUUGACUUUUGUAAGCAUUGCUUAUCAU
This is a messenger RNA of Theobroma cacao (cacao), 1646 nucleotides long. Its product is annotated as putative B3 domain-containing protein At2g27410. The record is from RefSeq and is a predicted model, not a curated record. Lineage: Eukaryota; Viridiplantae; Streptophyta; Magnoliopsida; Malvales; Malvaceae. Gene Ontology annotation, molecular function: DNA binding.